Antechinus flavipes (yellow-footed antechinus) is the source of this 4722-nucleotide messenger RNA. RefSeq names its product clathrin light chain B (gene CLTB). Gene Ontology annotation, molecular function: clathrin heavy chain binding; structural molecule activity. Gene Ontology annotation, cellular component: clathrin coat of trans-Golgi network vesicle; postsynaptic endocytic zone cytoplasmic component; synaptic vesicle membrane. Gene Ontology annotation, biological process: clathrin-dependent endocytosis; clathrin coat assembly; intracellular protein transport. The transcript is spliced from 6 exons. The record is from RefSeq and is a predicted model, not a curated record. Bases 150 to 830 code for a protein of 226 amino acids. Lineage: Eukaryota; Metazoa; Chordata; Mammalia; Dasyuromorphia; Dasyuridae.
CUCCGGCCUUCUGCCCCCCCAGGCCGGCUCCGCUCCGCUGGCAGUGUCGGGUUACUGCUGUGUCCUGCGCGCCAGGGGCUGGGCAGAGGAGUAGGCGCUCGGGCUGGGCACACAUUCGGCGAGGCAGUGGAUCCGCGCUCCGGGAAACUAUGGCUGAUGACUUCGGCUUAUUCUCCUCGGGCAGUGGGGCCCCGGGGCCAGCGGAGGAGGACCCCGCAGCUGCUUUCCUGGCCCAGCAGGAGAGUGAGAUCGCAGGCAUUGAAAACGAUGAGGAGGGUUUUGGAGGCGCUGAGGGAGCCCUGCAGCAGCCGGCAGCUGAAAAUGGAACUGGUAUUGAAAACACAGGGACUACAGUCAAUGGAGAUAUGUUCCAGGAAGCCAACGGUCCUUCUGAUGGCUAUGCUGCUGUAGCCCAGGCAGACAGGCUGAGCCAGGAACCAGAGAGCAUCAGAAAGUGGAGAGAGGAGCAGAAGAAGCGUUUGCAAGAGCUGGAUGCAGCUUCUAAGGUGACGGAGCAAGAAUGGCGGGAGAAGGCAAAGAGGGACCUUGAAGAAUGGAAUGUGCGACAGAAUGAGCAGGUGGAGAAAAACAAAGUCAGCAACAGGAUCGCUGACAAAGCAUUCUACCAGCAACCAGAUGCCGACAUCAUAGGUUAUGUAGCAUCUGAAGAAGCCUUCCUGAAGGAGUCUAAGGAAGAGGUACCUGGUACAGAAUGGGAAAAGGUGGCCCAGCUAUGUGACUUCAACCCCAAGAGCAGCAGGCAAUGCAAGGAUGUAUCCCGCAUGCGAUCUAUGCUCAUUUCCCUGAAACAAAACCCACUGUCCCGCUAGGCACCCCUCCGGGGUAACCAAAGAGCAGAGGGCGAGAAGGCCGAGGCAGAGGAAGAAGAGAGGAGGGAAGGGGAAGCCGCUCCUCCAAUAGACACAGCACAAAAUGUUUAGUCUCCCCCAUCCUUUGGGGCAAAGGGAGCCCCCUCCCUGGCCUCUUCCUUCUCAAACUCACCACCUUAGGUGUCAUAUAUACCAUUGGUUUGCCACAUCAUGACCACUAAGUCUCCUAGGUCUCUUAUUUUUCUUGGUUUAAAGGUUGUAUUGUUAACUCUUUUUACACUUAUUUAUUAUCAUUCUUGUAUCUUUGGAAGCUACAAUCUAAGCCAGGCUGCCAUUUGUAUUGAUCCCUUCCUACUAUCUGUGUGACUUUUGCAAAGUCCUUUCCUUUCUCCAGGCUUCAGUUUGCUCAUCUGUAAGACAAGAGAGUUUCACUAGAUAACCUCAAGGUCAUUUCUUGCUCUAAAUCAUAUUAGUCUUGCUCAGCUCCAUGACCUUCUUGGAUUUCCAAGAGCACAUGCCAUUUAAAACAUGUGGGAACCACUUACAGCCUUCUCUGGUCCUUGCUGGUAUCCCCAAACAUCUGCUGUAGUGUCUCCAGUUUUUGAGAAUAUCUCAUUAGUCAGAGGCCAUUCUAAUGGGAGAUGCUGAAUCAUGACUGAAAUGAACUCUUUCAGACCCAUCUUGUAAAAAUGGAGAAAUAAUCAGCCAUGGUCGGGUAAGGAAUCAACUGAUCCAGCAAUCAACCAACCAAUGAGCACUGAUUGUCUACUACGUGUCAGACAUUGUGGUACUUCAGAUACAAGUACAAAAGACAGUUCCUGCCCUCAAAGAGCUUAUAUUCCUUUAGAGAAAUAAGUCAUGUUCACAGAUGAGGAAAUAUAGGAUGUUUACAAAAUAAAUGCAUUGAGAUUGGAAAGAAAAUGAAGUAGGAAAAAAGGAAAUAGUGAGAAGUCAGGAAAGAGAAGCAAGACUAAGUUGCUGUAUUGGUGAUUUCCUCUGAACUUAUCUGAAAAGAGGGGGUGAUCUUAGUCCUGUAAAAAUUUUUGAGCAAUUUCAAGUUCUCCUGAUUCAGAACUGACUCACCCAGGCCUCCCAGAAAAGUCAUAACCUAGAAGAAAGACUAACACUUCUUUAGAUAGGAUGGGGUAGCUACAAUGGUCAAUGGUGGAUAUUCACCACAUAUUACUUAGCACAUACUAUUGCCUUCACUUCCCAUUACACUGUCCAUUCUUUAAGCCUCUUCCCUCAUGAGGGGACAGGAAAAGCGUCCAUUUUUUUUUUUAAUCUUAUAGCCUAGAUUGUAUUUAAGUAAAGGUUUGUCUAUUCUAGGUUUGAUAUUUUCUGUUCAUUUCCAUUUCCAUGACCAUGGCCAGUCCCUAGCUGGAUGACAGUACCAUUUUCCUCAAUAACUGGCAUCCUUACUUUUUCCCUGGCCAUAAUCCCAGCUUUCUUAAUAAGAGCCCAAGUCUCUUGCUUGAGUAGAACCUCAGCCUCUGUCUUGGUUAUAACUCCAGCCCUCUCCUCAACUCAUCAAUUUAUCAAUGAGAACUUAUUAUGCACCUACGUGAACCAGGCACUGUGCUGGAUAUUGGAGAUACAAAGAUAAAAGAAGGCUCAUGCCCUCAAAGAGCUUAUAUCCUACCAGGGUGACAGCAUGCUCACUCUCACUCACAGACACAUACAGGAUGUACACAAAAUUAAUACAAAGGAAUUACGGGACAACUGGGAGAACAAGGAAUGUCCCUAGUGGAGAAGGCACUUGAGCUGGUCCUUGAAGGCUGUCAAAGAUUCUGAGAGAAGGAAUUGAAGAGAGAAUUCUCCUCAUAGGGUACACUCUGUAAAAGCUCAAGGGUGGGAAAUAGGUCCUGUACCAGUAAGCCAGUUUGAUUAGAAUAGAGAUUAUUUGAGGAGAGGUAAUGUGUAAUCAACCUCAAUUCAUUUCAUCACACGUUUUAAAAGCUUUUGCUCUGUGCAAAAUUCUGGUUCAAGUUGGGUGAAAUUUGAAUGUAGGGAGCUGACAGUUUAGAAGGGGGACAGAACCACAUGUAGACAAACAGCAAGCAUCUAUGCCAUCUAGUAUGUGAGGCAAGCAGGAAGGUCAUUAACCAGGGGCACAGGAUCAGCUUCCUGAAGGGACCAGCAUAAAAAAUUUUUACAAAAUCAAGUUUUCUAGAUGGUGGUUCUCUCAGCUAAACAGAUGAAAAGAACUAUAGUUGGAGACAGCCACAGUGCUCAACAUAUCUGUCAUCCAUACUUCCUCAGACACAGUCAUGGACAUCUUUUUUCUGAAUUUUAAGAAGCUUUCUUUGACCAUCCAGAAAGCCUGAUUUCCAGUUUUUGGGGAUCAAUGCUAGGCAGAUUACCUCCAGAAACAAGCUAAUGCAUAAUUAAGCUUUGAAGGCUGUAUUGCACUUGGGAAAUGUCAUCUUUGGGGAAAUCUCUUUUCCUCCAUGUCUGAUUUUAGUGUUUUAGUAAUUCUCCAGUGUUCAAAGUAUUCAAAUCCACUUCUACCUGGUCACAUCUUUGCUAGAUGCAAUGUUGUCCUUUAUGAUGAAUUCCUUGGGGAAUUGGUACCAAAUGGCUAUUGACAGCCAUCAGAAAAUUCUGAAAGAAACUCAUUUAGCUCCUGGCUUCCUUCUACUAACCUGAUAAAAUAAAUAAUAUCUUAUGCAGAUGCUGGGUCAGAAUGGUUAGAAACACAUCAUAGAGAAUGGCAAUUUCAAUGAGUUGUAUCAUUGCCUCGCUUUUGUCUCUGUGAGCCUAUUUCAAAUCUAAUAUUAAAAAAAAAUUGAAGCCAUAGAAAGAAAGAAAUGCAUUUCCCCAAUUAUAAGGUCAAUCAACCAACUGACAUUAAGGGUCGGCUAUGGGUCAGACACUGUGCUAAGAGCUUUGGAAUACAAAAAGAGAUAAUAGUCCCUGUCCUCAAGAAGCUAACGGAGGAAGCAACAUACAAUCAUAUAUAUAUAUAUAUACACACACACACACACACACACACACACACAAGGAAAGGAAAACUGGGAAAUUAAAGAGAAGCCACUAAAAUUAAGAAGGGUUAGAAAAGACUUCCUGUAAGAUGAGAGAUUUUAGUUAGGACUUAAAGCUGGAGAAGCCUGCAGAACUGAGGAGGGACUGUGUUCUAGGAAGGGGGGCAACCAGAGACAAUGCCCAGAACUAAGUGUGUUUUCUUUUGAUUCAGGUAGGUCAAUGAUUCUGUCUGUGCUGUUCCAUAUUGAGUACUUGGCUGUGGCUGUCCCUCCAACCCACUCUGAUCUCUCUAAUGCUCAGCAGACACAUGUCAAGACUAGGGAAGUCUAGGUACAAAAUGAAUGCUUAAAGUUGAGGGCAAAAGCCAAACUCAGGUUGGAGGUCAGAUGAUAAUCAUGUGUGUGUGUGUGUAUAUAUACACACACUUUGAUUUAUUCCUUUUACAUUUACUGAGUAUGUGUCACAUGCAGAAUCUUAUGCACAGGGUUAGUGUUAUAGUUUAGGCAACUCAUGGUUGACACUUCAACUCUAGUAAGAGAAAAAAAGAACUAGAAAGCAGUAAUAGUUUUACAUGACAAGUGCCAUCAGAAAGGUACCAAGUACUUACUACAUAAGAUCCUCGAGAAGUUAUUCCCCUGAAGAGACUCAGAAAACUGGAGGCAGCAUUUAUUACUAAGCACUCUACAGAUAUCAUCUCAUUUGAUUCUCACAAAACAAUCUCUUGAGGUAGGUAGCACAAGGAUUAUUGCUUUCAUUUUAUAGGUGAGCAAACUGAAGCCCUGAAAAGGGAAGUGAAUGGCCCAAGGUCACACAGUUCCUAAGUAGCACAGCUGGAACUUGAACCCAGGUCUUAAGAAAAGUGCUUUAUAAGCCCCAAGGUCAUAUAUAAAUGUGAGUAUCAUUCUGA